AUGCCCCUAACCGAGGCCCACAGAGUGCUCAUUACGUACUUGAGGGCAGUAAGGUCGGUAUCAGCCCCACUUUUGACGGAGAAGUUCAAGCGUAUAGCUGAGCACUUCGAAAUUGAUACCAAAGAUGAGCCAGCUGCUAAACUCAGAGAGUACAUCUCUGAUCUCAAUGUCAGGUUGGAAAGAUACUCUUUCAAAAUCGAGGCGGCUCGAGAUCAGGUUCUGGGAGAGGCCGUGUACGUGUUCGUCAAUACAAAAGCUGACUCCGUGAUUCAGGGUUGCACGCCCUACUCGCCGUCUGAACUUGACGCGAUCAAGCAGAUGAUUGACUCGAUAAUUUCGUCUGACUUCGAAUUCUGCCUACCUUAUGGCAAUGCCAAGCAGCAAGUUGCUAGUGUGGCCAAGCUAAGGCUCAAUGACGCUGAUUUCUUCCUCACCAGGCUUGUGAAUGACGGGUGGAUUAAUAUCACUAGUAACAGCCGUGUGGUGCUUUCCACCGCCACGCUAGCGGAGUUGAAGACAUAUCUCAUAGACAGAUUCGGCAUUUUCUCUCCAGACGACCCACUGGGGAAGCUUCUAAGCUGCAAUGUAUGUGGAGACCUUGUCACGUAUGGAAUUAAAUGCCCCAGCGAAGUGUGUCAUGUUUCGUUCCACAACAAGUGUUUCACUGUUUUUUCCCGUCAAAAUCCCGACCUUAAGUGCCUGUACCGAAAUUGUGACAUGACAUUAAACAGAGAUCUGCUAAUAGAUAUUGGCGCAGAUCCCUGA
Molecule: messenger RNA, 765 nt
Organism: Candidozyma auris
Lineage: Eukaryota; Fungi; Ascomycota; Pichiomycetes; Serinales; Metschnikowiaceae
Exons: 1
Coding region: 1-765 (254 amino acids)
Biological process (GO): double-strand break repair via homologous recombination; DNA damage tolerance
Cellular component (GO): nucleus; Smc5-Smc6 complex
Molecular function (GO): ubiquitin-protein transferase activity
Source: RefSeq, a predicted model, not a curated record